Cynocephalus volans (Philippine flying lemur) is the source of this 1458-nucleotide messenger RNA. It is a transcript of the gene TRIP13, whose product is annotated as thyroid hormone receptor interactor 13. Gene Ontology annotation, cellular component: chromosome; nucleus. The transcript is spliced from 13 exons. Lineage: Eukaryota; Metazoa; Chordata; Mammalia; Dermoptera; Cynocephalidae. Gene Ontology annotation, biological process: reciprocal meiotic recombination; meiotic recombination checkpoint signaling. The record is from RefSeq and is a predicted model, not a curated record. The coding region runs from base 1 to 1299 and encodes 432 amino acids. Gene Ontology annotation, molecular function: ATP binding; ATP hydrolysis activity.
AUGGACGAAGCCGUGGGCGACCUGAAGCAGGCGCUGCCCUGCGUGGCCGAGUCGCCUACCGUCCACGUGGAGGUGCAUCAGCGCGGCGGCAGCACUGCGAAAAAAGAAGACAUACGGCUGAGUGUUAGGAAGCUUCUCAACAGACAUAACAUUGUGUUUGGUGAUUACACGUGGACGGAGUUUGAUGAACCUUUUCUGACCAGAAAUGUGCAGUCUGUGUCUAUUGUUGACACAGAAUUAAGGGUUAAAGACCGACAGCCCAUCGACCUGAGCGCAUGCACUCUUGCACUUCACAUCUUCCAGCUGAAUGAAGAAGGCCCCAGCAGUGAAAAUUUGGAGGAAGAGGCAGAAAAUAUAAUUGCAGCAAAUCACUGGGUUCUGCCUGCAGCGGAAUUCCAUGGGCUUUGGGACAGCCUUGUGUAUGAUGUGGAAGUCAAGUCACACCUCCUUGAUUAUGUGAUGACAACCUUACUGUUUUCAGACAAGAAUGUCAACAGCAAUCUCAUCACCUGGAACCGGGUGGUGCUGCUACACGGUCCUCCAGGAACUGGAAAAACAUCCCUGUGUAAAGCACUAGCCCAGAAAUUGGCCAUUAGACUUUCAAGCAGGUACCGCUAUGGCCAAUUAAUUGAAAUUAACAGCCACAGCCUUUUUUCUAAGUGGUUUUCAGAAAGUGGCAAGCUGGUGACUAAGAUGUUCCAGAAGAUUCAGGAUUUGAUCAAUGAUAAAGACGCCCUGGUGUUUGUGCUGAUUGAUGAGGUGGAGAGUCUCACAGCUGCCCGCAGUGCCUGUAGGGCAGGUGCUGAGCCAUCCGAUGCCAUCCGCGUGGUCAAUGCCGUCUUGACCCAAAUCGAUCAGAUUAAAAGGCAUUCCAAUGUGGUGAUUCUGACCACAUCCAACAUCACAGAGAAGAUUGACGUGGCCUUCGUGGACAGGGCUGAUAUCAAGCAGUACAUCGGGCCACCCUCGGCAGCUGCCAUCUUCAGGAUCUACCUCUCCUGCUUGGAAGAGCUGAUGAAGUGUCAGAUCAUAUACCCUCGCCAGCAGCUGCUGACCCUCCGCGAGCUGGAGAUGAUCGGCUUCCUUGAGAACAACGUGUCAAAAUUGAGUCUCCUUUUGAGUGAAAUUUCAAGGAAGAGUGAAGGCCUCAGCGGCCGGGUCCUGAGGAAGCUCCCUUUCCUGGCUCACGCGCUGUACAUCCAGGCCCCCACCGUCACCAUCGAGGGGUUCCUGCAGGCCCUGUCUCUGGCAGUGGACAAGCAGUUUGAAGAGAGGAAGAAACUUUCGGCUUACAUCUGAUCCUGGGCUUCCCCAGCAGCCACUUUCUAAUGAGGAGCGGCCUGACUGGUGCUGCCCAGUGAUCUGCACAGCAUUGCUGAGGUCUGCAAGCUCAAACCCAUGCAUCGGGGCUUUGUGAAAAGAAGUGUGUAAUAUUUACAUUACUUUAAACUGCAUAUU